Messenger RNA from Cladocopium goreaui, 369 nucleotides. The record is from the annotation of a GenBank genome assembly. NCBI's taxonomy places the organism in Eukaryota, Dinophyceae, Suessiales, Symbiodiniaceae.
UGAUUCGACUUUGGAGCGUCUCCUUGUGUGGGUGCAGGCCGCCUUUGACUCCCUGAGGGACUUUGGCCCGCAGUCCGUGCAGCAGGAUGCUACGGCUCUGGCCACCAUCCGCGAUAUGCUGGCAUGGCUGGCUGAACGCACCUGCAAGGCCUGGAUCGAGGCAUCUGCCAAUCUUCCUCAGGUACUCUACAGCCAUGAAGAGCGUGUGCGACAAGCCCUAGAGUUGGCUGAGAAGGACUCCAGUCUCACUGGAAAUUCCAGGAACGAGGUGGAAGAGCUUCGCAAGGCGCUUCAGGAACAGACGGAGCGAGUCGAGGAGCUUGAGAGGCAAGUUCAGGCUGCCGCGCAAGAGCAUCGAGCAUCGCCUAG